This is a messenger RNA of Labeo rohita (rohu), 3218 nucleotides long. It is a transcript of the gene ccn5, whose product is annotated as cellular communication network factor 5. Gene Ontology annotation, molecular function: heparin binding; integrin binding. The record is from RefSeq and is a predicted model, not a curated record. Gene Ontology annotation, cellular component: extracellular region; extracellular matrix. NCBI's taxonomy places the organism in Eukaryota, Metazoa, Chordata, Actinopteri, Cypriniformes, Cyprinidae. The transcript is spliced from 5 exons. Gene Ontology annotation, biological process: signal transduction; cell adhesion. The coding region runs from base 209 to 1252 and encodes 347 amino acids.
GGGAGAAAAUAAUUCCUGGUUGUGGAAAUGGGCAACGGAGAUGUGGAAUUUGAAACAUUUCUGAUCCACGUCCAGCCACUGUUUACCCUGCAGUCAGGCUAUGACAUCAGAGCGAGGACUUUAUAAAAGUGCAUGUGCACAGAGCCAGGCAGUGAGAAAACAGUAACACAAGUAGAAAAUCUCAUUGUGGUGGAGGACAUACCAGAACAUGAUGGACAAACUACAGAGAGACAGAAGAAACCUGAUGGCGUGGGCAUUGCUGUUUUACCUGGGCUCACAGGUGUGCUGUCAGCAGUGUGGCAGUCCUUGUCAGUGCCAAAGCUCUGUACCAGCUUGCCCAGAAGGCGUUCCUCUUAUUCUCGAUGGGUGCCAGUGCUGUCAGGUGUGUGCCCGGCAGCAGGGUGAGGCCUGCAGUGAGCUGUUACCGUGUGACAGUCAGCGCAGCCUGCAGUGUGACUACAGUGCCAGCUUCCCUGGAGAGCCAGGAGAGUGUAUCAGUGAGAAGGAGCUGGGCUGUGAGCAUAAUGGAGUCUCCUAUCAGGAAGGCCAGGUAUUUCAGCCCUCUUGUGCUCUUCAGUGUCGUUGUUCUGGUGGAGGGGUGACCUGUGUGCCCCGGUGUAGUGAGGAUGUUCUCCUGCCCACCCCAGACUGCCCUCAUCCUCGAAAGGUUCAACAACCAGGAAAAUGCUGUAAAGAGUGGGUGUGUGAAAAUAUGGACAACACAGUGCUUCAGGACGCUCACAUAGCUUCAGGAAGUGACCAGACAAUGGCUGCAGACUCUCCACACCAAACCAGACCCGGUUUAAACUGCAUAGACCAGAGCACAGAGUGGAGCGCUUGCUCACGCACCUGCGGGCCUGGAAUAUCCACACGGGUGUCCAAUCAAAAUCCGGCCUGUCGCCUGGAGAUGCAGAUGCGCUUGUGUAUGAUCCGACCCUGUCAGCCAAUUUUCCAGAGAAACCCGCGGUGGUCAAGAAGGAAAUGUCAACCUAGCUACAGGUCAGCAACCCCAGUGCGGCUUUUCCACCAGGGCUGUUACAGUACACGGUUCUACAGGCCCCGUUAUUGCGGCUCAUGUACAGACAACCGUUGUUGCACUCCUUACCACACUGGCACAGCAGUGGUCACUUUCCACUGCCCUGGAGGCAGAUUGCUCAAACAUGCUGUCAUGACAAUCAACUCCUGCAUCUGCCAUUACAACUGCCCUUAUUCAUCUGGACAGGCAUAUAGAGGAACACCCUUUUGGGGUUAGACAUUCCUUCUCUUAUAGGCUAACUGACUGACAAAAACCCUCUUCAAGCACUAAAAAACACAUAAGCCAUUUGAGAUUUGACAGCAAUGUUUUUUUCAGGACACUGAAGACAUAGUUUACCCAAAAAUGAAAAUUACUCACCCUCAAGUCAUCCUAGGUGUAUAUGACUUUUUUCUUUCAGACGAAUACAAUCGGAAUUACAUUUAAAAAAUGUCCUGGCUCGUCCAAGCUUUAUAAUGGCAGUGAAAGGGUGUCCAGAUUUUAAAGUCCCAUAAAGUGCAUCCAUCCAUCAUAAAAAGUACUCCACACAGCUCUGGGGGUUAAAAAGGGCCUUCUGAAGCAAAUUGAUGUGCUUCUGUAAGAAAAAGAUCCAUAUUUAACACUUUAUAAACUGUAAUCUUGAGCUUUCGCUGUCGUGCGUGCGUUCAUUACGGAGGAUGUUGGAGUAGCAUAAGCUCUGGUGAGAAUAUGCUAGUCUCGUGAGAACUAAGCUUCAAAAGUAUCGAAAUCCUCUGUUAUUUUUCUUUCUCAAAUUCUCAUAGGUCAUCCACUGGAAUGCCACUCUCGUGAAUGUACGACAGUUAGCGGAAGUUAGAGAUGAUGGUUUAUAAGGUUUUAAAUAUGGAUAUUUUUCUUACACAAAUGCAUCAAGUAGCUUCAGGAGGAUUUUAUUAACCCCCAAGCUGUGUGGAGUACUUUUUAUGAUGGAUGGAUUAUGGAUACACUUUAUUGGACUUAAAAAUCUCAACACCCAUUCACUGCCAUUAUAAAGCUUGGAGGAGCCAGGACAUUUUUAAAUAUAACUCUGAUUGUAUUAUUCUGAAAGAAUAAAGUCAUAUACAUAUAUGAUGGCUUAGGGGUGAGUAAAUCAUGGUGUAAGUUUCAUUUUUGGGAGAACUAUCCCUUUAAGAUGACAGGUGUAAUUAAAAUAGUGUAUGAGUUUUAAGACCUGCCAGAAAUUUCUUUCAUUUUCUUUUUUUUAAUCUAUUGGGUUUACACAGUGGCAGCUGUUUUUACUUUGGAAAAACUUUACACUUGAAAAAUAUUGAACAUUUAUAUAAGAGUAAAUCUGUCUAUUUACUCUGUCAGUUUUUUCUAUUAUUAUUGGACAACCAUGGCUUGAAUUCCAAAGCUAUUAGCUCUCAAAAGAUGAAAAUGAUGUAAAUCAGAUCAAAUAUUUUCUCCUUUUCAAGAAACAGGAUCUAAGCAAAGAAAAACUUCCUGUCUUAGACAGAAUUGAAAUUUACCUGAAAUAACAUCGCACAUGAAUGCAGAAGACAAUUAUUUUUCCAGAUAAAUUUGGCAUGUUCACUUGUAUGUAUUUUAGGCUUGUAUUUGAAGUCUGACACUAAAAGUACUUUAGUGUUUUCCAAUUUCACGCGAAAGGAUUUACUGUGUAUAUAUGUAAAUACUUGUAUAUGUCUGUAUGUUCUGUAUGUUUAAUACUACUGUCAUUAACCUUUAACAUUUGUUUUCAUUUGGUUUCAUUGCACUGUCAUUUGCCACAUCACAACCUUUCAGUCAAAAGUUAACAGCAUUUGUCAUACCUUAUGCUAAAAUCUCUUCAUAAAUUCUCAGUCAUACAUUUUUUGUACUGUGUGCCUGUCUUCUUUUCUUGUGGUGUAGUAGCUUUAUUUACUUUUAACAUUCACUGAUCAUAAGGCAGUUAUUUUAUUAUUAUUAAAUCUGCUACUUCUAUUAGCUAAAUUUAGCUAAACACAAGCCUUUUAUUUUUAUCUUUAAAGGGAAGUUCAACAAUACCUAAAAACAAAUCUAGUAGCUUCAUAUUGAAUUCCCAUCACAAAUCUCUCAUUCUGCAGUGAUUCAGAAGUGUAAGGCUGCCCUCUCUUGUUUUUACGAGGAAAGGCAAUCAAGAAUUAGAUGCUCUAAUUUGCAUUAUAGAGUGUGUCCGUUCUGUAAGGAGUUACUGUGUGUACAGGAAUGGAAUCAAUAUAGAAAUACAAUA